CAGAGUACAAAAUUAAACAUAUGGUAUAGAAGGUAAUAGAAAAUGACGUAACCUAGCUUUUUGAUAGUUUAAACUUGAACCAAAUAAAAAAAUGAUGGGUAAUUUUCUUGUUUAAACUAUUUUUACAACUGAGAAUUUGUGUUAGUGUGAUGAGAGGAAGAAGAAAGGAACCCACUUGUUGUGAAGAGAGAAGCAGCAAAAUUUGAUCUUCGGUUGUGGUAACAUUUUCUCCUAACACUUCCUUCUCUUGCAAUUAAAGACUCGUAACUUUAUAUGUAAAACUUUUUUUACCAUGCUUAUUUUAGGGCAUAUUUACCUUUGUAGAGGUGACAUUGGAGUGACUUUUAUCUCUUUGAUAAUCUUAUAUAAAGUUCUACAAAUUUGAUAAAGAGAUGAAAAGUUAAAUCUGGUGUCUAUGUUGUUAAAACAGACUUGAAAAAAAAAAAUAUAGAUAGAGAUGUUGUCAUAUCAUGUUCAGACGUGUCAUUGAUUUACAUAUAGAUUUAUAGAUGUUAUUUUGAAAUGAGACUAGUGUCAUUGAAAAUAUUAUAUCAACGUUUACAAAUGAUUCAUGACCCAAUUCUAACAUUUGUUGAACCAAACUUAGCCCUUAAGUAACCAAAAAUUCAAAAUAAAAUGUUGAGCAAUAUUCAAAUUUGAGCUAUUUUUUGAGUUGAAUCUAUCAUUUUAGGAUGAGAAUAAUUCCAUCCAAGUGCUUACAACUUCUAGGAAGACAUGAUGUGCAAAUAAUAUUCAAAUUUGAGCUAUUUUUUGAGUUGAAUCUAUUGUUAGAAGUUGAGUAUUUAAUUGUGAAUUAUACUUUAAUAUUUGGAAGAGUUUUCUGAUUUAUUGAUAUCCCACAUCGGAUAAAUCACUCAUUUCCAUUUUGUUAUUCUCUUAUAUAAAUGGUCGACUAUCAAAUAUCAAGACAUCAAAAAAUAAAGUUGGACACUUGUUUUAAAUUGCUCUCUGGCAUUCAAAUUGGCGUAGGACGUGGGAUCGAUAUGCAGCAUUGGUCAAAUCAAAAUUGCACUAGAGACCAUAUCAGUCAGCUGAUCUAGAAUUUCAAACAUCUGAUCUUCAUCAACCGAGAUCUUAACGAUGUUCGAUACCAAGCCACUUGUGUCUGCAAUGGCCUCAAUUGUGCUAAUGCGAACCAUCACAAAUGAGCUUAUUCCUCAUGAGCUCCUACACAUUUUUCAAGCUGGACUUCACCAUCUUUUUCGCCAAUCCUCCGCACAAUUCACCAUAAUCAUUGAAGAAUUUCAAGGGAUGGCAAGAAACCAAGUUUUUGAGGCUGCACAAGCCUAUCUAGGGACUAAAGCAACUGUCGCAGCAGAAAGAGUUAAGGUAGGCAAAUCUGAGGAUCAUAAAGAGAUUGCAUUCAAUAUUGAUAGAAAUGAAGAAGUGAGUGAUGUUUUUGGAGGUGUUAGUGUAAAGUGGAAACUAAUUUGCAUACAAGUGGACUCUUCGCGGAUUCGAAGUUAUGAUAAUGACUCAGCCGAGUCAGAAUUAAGAUCAUAUGAGCUAAGUUUUCACAAUAAACACAAAAACAAGAUCAUUGAUUCAUAUUUUCCUUAUGUGAUGGAGAUAGCUAAACAAAUUAAACAAGGAAACACGGCAAUCAAGAUUCACUCAAUUGAAUAUGAUGACUAUGAUGGAACCAUUCGUUGGAAUCAGGAACCUGUUAAGUUCAACCAUCCAAUGAGUUUCAACACUCUUGCGAUUGAUGAAGAUCUUCAAAGGGAAAUUAUGAACGAUUUGGACAAAUUUGUGAGGGCUGGAGAGUUUUCUAGAAGAACAGGGAAAGCUUGGAAACGCGGUUACUUGUUGUUUGGUCCACCUUGUACUGGAAAGUCUAGCUUGAUUGCUGCCAUGGCUAACUAUCUCAAGUAUGAUAUCUAUGACUUGGAUCUCACUGAUGUACAAGAUAAUAAGCGCUUGAAGCAACUUAUUCUUGACAUUCCCAAGCGUUCUAUACUAGUGAUAGAGGAUAUUGAUUGCACUAUAAAUUUGCAGAACCGAGAAGAAGAUAAAGACGUGGUUGAUAAUGGAUACAAUAAGGUGACACUUUCAGGACUAUUGAAUGCAGUAGAUGGUCUUUGGUCGUGCUGUGGAGAAGAACACAUAAUUGUAUUCACAACAAAUCACAAAGACAGGCUUGAUCCUGCUCUGUUAAGGCCUGGUAGAAUGGACAAACAAAUUCACUUGUCAUAUUGCAACUUUUCUGCUUUUAAGCAAUUGGUUGUCAACUACCUCUGCGUUACUCAACAUGAACUCUUUGAUAAGAUUGAAGUGCUUCUAGGAGAAGUUCAAGUUACUCCAGCUGAAAUUGCAGAAGAGCUAACCAAGGAUUGUGAUGCUACAGAAUGCCUACAAGACCUUAUAAUAUUCCUCCAAGCAAAGAAAAUGAUCAAGGAAGAGGUAAAAAAUGAAGAAAACAUUAAAGAAGAAGGUGAACUAGGUAGAGAAAAUAUAUAGGUCAUGUUUGGUUCUGUACUGUAAAACAUUAAGCUAAGCUCAUAAGUAGACAUUCUCAUCCUUUGAUCAACAUGUACUGAGACUUUAGAUUCUCUUCAGUCGGGUCACAAUUUUCAUUUCAAGCUGACAAAGGCAAAUUUCAAGUGUAAAAUAUCAUAAUUGUUUUAUUAUCCAUCCAGUAGGACUGAAUUUUAUCUUAGAUUAUCUUCAGGAAUGUUACAUGCCACAAUGCAGGACAAUUCAAUUGUAUGUCUUUGUAACUA
This is a messenger RNA of Medicago truncatula (barrel medic), 2744 nucleotides long. RefSeq names its product AAA-ATPase At3g50940. Lineage: Eukaryota; Viridiplantae; Streptophyta; Magnoliopsida; Fabales; Fabaceae. The transcript has 3 exons. The coding region runs from base 1102 to 2481 and encodes 459 amino acids. The record is from RefSeq and is a predicted model, not a curated record. Gene Ontology annotation, molecular function: ATP binding; ATP hydrolysis activity.